Messenger RNA from Danaus plexippus (monarch butterfly), 2910 nucleotides. Its product is annotated as potassium channel subfamily K member 18-like. Gene Ontology annotation, molecular function: potassium ion leak channel activity. Lineage: Eukaryota; Metazoa; Arthropoda; Insecta; Lepidoptera; Nymphalidae. The transcript is spliced from 3 exons. Gene Ontology annotation, cellular component: membrane. The coding region runs from base 424 to 1806 and encodes 460 amino acids. Gene Ontology annotation, biological process: potassium ion transmembrane transport; stabilization of membrane potential. The record is from RefSeq and is a predicted model, not a curated record.
UCCGCGAACUUGUGUGUCCCUUUUGCGUUAUAAAUAAAAAUUAGCAAAUUUAAUUUAAUAAUUUAAACUAUAAAAUAUAAGUUAAUAAGUGUAGCAUUUAGUUAUUCAUGACGAACUUUAAAAGUGGUAUAUGCAUAUAGUCAUUGCUAAUCUCAUUAAGGGUGUAGCUUUUAGUUGUUGACAGAUCAGUGGCAAUCAGUAGAGAUGAGUGAUUGCAAUUCACUCAUUAUUCUUUGCCCGAUAUAAUUUAAAUAUUGGAAAAUCUCAUUACAAUUAACGUAUUUCAUUUGUCCAUUUCCGUGUUGAAAUUUAAAAGAACCGGUGUACUGAAAUAAAAACAAAGUUAAAAGGUUUAUUGAAUUCAAUGCUAUAAAUGUUCUGAUAAACAGAAAUGUACGAUAAAAUUACUUUUUGAAAUCCAAUAUGGAUAAAAAUAAGAAGAAGAUCAGUCUUAAUGGAAAAUAUAAAAAGAACGGCAAAGCAGACAACUACGAUGACGUCAACACAACUUGUUGCUUUUGCAUUAAAACUAAAAAGAGCAAGAAGAAAAGUUUGAUAGCUGGAUGCAUAACUAAUCUAGGAAUAUUUGUAAUACUGCUAAUAUACACAUUAGUGGGGGCUUUUAUUUUCCUAGCCAUUGAGGGAAGUGCCGCAAAAGUUCACCAAAAGACUUUAGCAACCACUUCAUACCACGUCAAUGAAAAUAGGAAAUCAACACUGCCCAAAGUAAACGGUACUAUUACGCAAGUCAGUGCAGAAUUGAGAUCACAGACAGUGGAAAGCAUCUGGGAAAUUACAGUUUCCUUGAAUAUUCUCUAUAAAGAAAAUUGGACGAGACUUGCCGCUCAGGAAAUUGCGAGGUUCCAAGAAAAAUUAGUAGCUAGGGUUGCUGCCGACGUUUCUGAACAGUAUGGAGUUAGAGCUCUAGAAUCAGCACCGGCUUAUAUUUCAGAUGAUUAUGAAUGGAACUUUGCUAAAGCGUUUCUAUAUUCUUUGACAGUUCUGACGACUAUUGGUUAUGGAAGCGUGGCUCCAAAAACAGCUCUUGGAAAAGCAGUCACCAUCGGAUAUGCCGUUAUAGGAAUACCAUUGACACUUCUAUAUUUAUCUGUAGUAGGUGCACUUCUCUCAAGACUAGCUAGAAGCGUCUUCAGUCGAGCUUUAUGUUGUUGUUGCCUAAAAUGCGGUUACUGUUGCUUGGAUGAACAAACGAUGGCAGUUAAAGAAAGAAAAGAAAAAGUUAGGCGUCAAGACGAUUACAGAGCUCAAACUCUACACCUUCAAGAACCAUAUUACGUACGAUCACCAUCAGGGACAAUUAUUUCGGCAUCCCAAGCGAAUAGUCUCAGUACAAAUUCUAUAAAAGAUAAACCAAAUUUACAUUUUUUACGUGACUGUGAUUCCAUGAGCUGUGCCGACACAGAUUCCAAGGUUUCAAUUCGAGGCUUAUCGAUUUUUGCACCUAUUUCUUUAUGUCUGGCUGCUAUUUUCACUUACAUAUUUUUUGGUGCUUUAAUUCUAUAUCAAAUAGAAGGUUGGAGUCCAAUUGAUGGAAUAUAUUUUUGUUUCAUGAGUCUUAGCACCAUUGGCUUCGGACACUUAGCGCCAGGUUUAACCCAAAAGAACGCCGCUUCUACUGGUACCGUUUGGUUUUGUUCACUUUACAUCAUAACUGGAUUGGCCUUGACUGCAAUGUGCUUUAACGUACUACACGAUGAGAUCGUUCACCGAUUACGGCACCAUGAUAAGAUUUUGAAAGGCAACGCUCAAAAGAUUCUGACACCAGAAUUUCUUCAAAGGUCUUGACGAGACGAAAGUGCUAAUUUCACAGAAGAGACAGUAGUCAAUUCUGAAGAACUCCUGCCUGAAGUUUUGCAUCAUACUCCAGGUACAAGAUAUGAAGGUGGUGCAAUCCGUCGCUCAGUUUACACGGUUAAGGAGGAGAAGGAACCAGAGAGGGUGACGCCAAUGUAAGUUCUUUCGGAAAUUUAUGUAGUACUUUUAACAAUACUUCAUCACUAAGUUCAGUAUUGUAGAAUUAGGUGAUUAAUUUUGAUAUUUAAAAACGAUUAAAGAAAGGACUGAAAUGUUUGGUAAUGACUUUCUAGGUAUAUUUAGUGCCAAAUUAGGCGUAUAAAUGUAAUUUAUAAUAUUUCACUGGAGAAUUAAAUCCUCUGGUAAUAACUAUGCUAAAUAUAAGCAUUUAGUAAAAAUAUUUAACUAAAAUUUCAAAAAAAACUGUUAAAGGGCUCAUUUUUGUACGGAACUUAAAAAAAAUGUACACUAAUAUUAUAUUCAUAGCUUUAUAUUUAUUAUUAAGUAGAAAGGUAACUGAUAACUAAUCACGUAAAAUUGUUUAUUACUUUUACUAUAUUAUAUUGAGAAUCAAAAAUAUGACUCAUACAGCCUUACGAUGUUAAUCUUUAUAAAAGGAAAAUUUUCCUUUUAGGAAACUAAGAUAUGUUAAUGUAUGUAUAUUUAAAUGGAACACUUUCAAUGUGAACUCUAAUUACAUUUGAUAAGUAUCUAUGUGUAUAUUUCUAUUAUAAAAUUUGGGUUAUUUUCGUUUAGUGUAAGUAGAGAUUGCGAAUCAACAUUCUCAAUUGCAUUGUCAGAUUUGAAAUAUAGUCCUCUAUAUAGGAAUUGAGUAUUUAGGUUUGUGAUUGUUCUAUUUAACCAAUAAAACUGGUAUUGUAGAGAUAUCUUAGAUCGUACGAAGUGUGAAUUUUAACAUUUAAUAUUUAAUUACUAAGGUCGGUUUUGCAAUGAAUGCGAGAUAACUGUAGCAGAAAAUGCAUUUAAAGUGAUUUCAUUUAAAUACCACUUAAACAUGUUGCAAGUCCUCAUAUUCAUUGUGAAAAGGAAAUUGUUUUCGUGCAAUUGUAUGAAGUGUAAAGAAAAUAAAUAAUU